CCAUGAGGGGCUGUUUACGGCCGCCCACGCAGGUUGCGGAAGCUUCGUCCCUUCCGCUAGCUGGUUGUCCUGGUUGCGCGAGCCGAGGAGCGCGGGGGCUGCCGACAGCCCGGCGCCGGCUGCCGCUGGGCGGACGAUGGGGCUGAGCGAGCGGGAGCGGGCCGGGUGCCGGGCGCUGCUGGAGCUUCUGGAGACGGAGGAGCUGACGUCGCUGACGGACACGAUCACCAACCGCCUGGUGCUGCCGCAGAGCCGACAAGAAGCCAUUCAUGCAAUUUUAGUUUACAGUCAAAGUGUAGAAGAACUCUUGAAACGAAGAAAAGUCUAUCGAGAAAUAAUUUUUAAAUACCUGGCAAAAGAAGGAGUUGUGGUGCCACCUUGUUCUGAAAAACACCAGCUCAUUCAUCAUGCAAAGCAGUACUGGAGUGGGCAGCUGACAGAUCGUGUUGCAGAGACAGAGGAUAUUAAUCCGAAUAAACAGAGCUAUGAACAGAGACAAAAACAACAGGAAGAGAAUGAUUGGCACAGACUAGGAAGAGAAUUCUGUCAGUGGUUCUUUGAACUUCUCAACUCUCAGCAUCCUUUGGGGAGACAAUCCAAAGAACAGUGGGGACCACAGCAUUUCUGGGAGGAUGUCAAACUGAAAUUUUGUUACAACACGUUAGAAAAAAACAUGGAAGAAUACGUUGGUGCAGAAUUGGUGAGCCUCCGUUUACUCUCACUGGUGAAAGAAGAGUAUCUCUUACUGAACCCCAACUUGGGUGCUGGUGGACUGAAGUGUGUAAUUUCUCCACAUGGGUUAGUAGUGGUGGCGGUAGCUGGCACAGUACAUAGAGGCAACAUUUGCUUGGGCAUCUUUGAACAAAUCUUUGGACUCAUCCGCUGUCCAGUUAGAGAGAAUACCUGGAAAAUAAAAUUAGUGAAUCUUAAAAUAGUUGGAGAAAAUGCUCUGGAGCCUGGGACCCAAGUGCAAAAGCCGUCCAUAAAAUAUGAAUCGAACGAACUGCGAGAGCUAUACGAUGGGAAAGAACUGAGCUUGCUUGAAUCUCAAAUUCUGAGCAAUGUGCGUACAGAAUUGGGGGAAUAACAAUUGUUUGAAAAACAAUACAGCAGUUGUGCAUAUUUGAAUGUUUAAAUGACUUCAGACUUGUGGUGAUGUCUGUUUCUUUAGUCAGGUUUGCUAAGUUGAUGACAUGCCAAAGUACUGAGUGAAAUACACUUGAAGAGCUCCACUGCUUUUGGGUACCCAUCUUCCAUACUAACAUGUAAUUGAGAAAGUUGCUUCAGGACUUAGAACUGCACAACACAUGUUUAGAAGUGAAGUAACUUUAUUUUCCUUUCUAUUUGAUGUGUUCUUCACUUACAAAAAAUGUGGCUGUAUUGGAAUGUGGGUUGUGACAAUUAUGAGGAACUGGAUGCCACAGGGACUUAUUACAGCAUAUGGGGCUUCUCCCGAGGCCACUAGUUAAAGUUGGACCCCAACUGUGUUGGAAAGUCAUUGCCUUCAAGUGGCCGCUUAAAAGUGCAUUAGGAUUCUUGGUCUAAUUUCUUAAUGGGCCAAUAAUCCCCACAAAACUGGCAGCCUUGUUGGCUGUUUCAGGGGAGAAGUCAAGCACUGAAUGCAUGAAGAGAUUUUUUCUCUUUGUCCUAAAGUUGAUUCCUUCACUAAAAAAUAGAGAGAACUUAAUAAGAUGAUGUGGGGAAGCUAGCCCUGCUGCUUGCAAUGUUUUUCCUGUUCUGAAUCAAUAGUUGUCAUUUAUUUUUCAUUUUCCAGUAGCAUUUACCUCACCUCUGCAAUAAAAAAACCCCUGCUCCCAAAAUUAAAUGGUUGCCAUUGCAUCCAUUUCUUGCUCUGACUCUCUGUGGGAUCAAGGAGUUAACAUUGGAAUUUAGUCAAUUUAAGCUUCAUAUAAAGCCAGAUGCUUUGAUUGGGUAUUUGUUUUGUAUACAACUUACAGGAGAGUUUAAUGUAAUAGCUUACAUGUGGUGGUUCCUGUACGUUCUCUCAAAAUCAAGAAUUGUAUCCAAUUACUGCAGACUUAUUAAACUGGAUAUGUCAGUUUUUUUAAAACAAGGAAGCUGGAACAAGAAGUAGAUUUUCCAGAUAAGCUCGCUCUUCCAUUGCCACAAGUAAUAGCAAUUCAGAGGUUAAAGGGAAUUCAGGUAACUUCAAUAACUACGCUUCUCUGUUUUCUUAAUGUGUUUAAAAGUAACACAAAAGAUCAUGUAAAAUCUUUUCUGUUUACUUGCUUCGAGUAUUUGACAGUUGUUUGUCUACUCAAUUUCAUUAUUUCUCCAAUAAUUAUUUCCUAUUUGUGUGGUCUUUCACACAACGUGGGAGAGAAGUAUGCACUUUAAAGAAAUGCUUAAAUGUGGUUAAAACUAGUAAUAAUUAGCAGGGAGACACGAGGCAAGUGUGGCGCCAAAAAAAACAACUCUCGAACUCACUUUUGUGAACCAACUGAUUUCUAGUUGUCCCUUUAACAACAACAACAACAACAUUUGUUUAAAAAGAAUGUGAUUAUAUACUGAAUGAAGGACAAUGUUUGAAACAUUGUUUCCUAGUGAACUGUUGAGAUGAGGGCUUUCUCAGCUCCUAAUUUCUAAUUAAGAAAAAGUAGCUUUCAUUCUGAAAUUCCUGUGAAGCACUUCCCUUUCCUUGCACACGUGUAAUCUACUGGUUUCAAGUUGAUUGGUAGCCAUGCAUACCUAUGAAAGGGGAGGGAGUGGGGGAAGUCUCUACAUGCUCGUAAUUUUGACUUUUGCAGUGCAGAGGAGGAAAUAACUGCAAGCCAAAGACUAAAAACAGUGCCUCUUUUGAUUAUGUAGCGAUACUACCUCGCUGAAUAUUAAUUAAAGCAAAUAUUUUGUCUCCUGUAGAAGUGUACUGUGCUUUCCCUUCUUACUAAAAUUCAUAGUAUUUCUAAACAUGCACUAAUAUGAACAUGACUUUAUGAACAUUACAUUCAAAAUGUAACUAGUUGUCCUUGCUAAAUUAAAAUUAUACCAGUGUUUAUGCUUUAUGAACUCACUUCACUCACAUCAACAGAAAGUGCACAAACAACUUCAGAAGAGAGGAAUACAGCCAAACAGAACUUCUGUAUUAAAUUCAUGUUGUACAAUUAUAUUUGUGUUAACAAGCAUGUAGAAAACUCUCUUCCAUUACAUAACAUUAUAAGCAUUUUAUGCUCCCCUUCUGGUGUUUAAGACUUCUCCCAGGAAGAGGGAAUGGGGAAAGCAGAGAGCAACACUACCAUACAAACUUGAGGGGGGAGUGGUUGCCUUCAGUUCUUUUUGUAUAUGCCUGUCUGCUGUUAGUUUCAGCUUUGCUAACCACCUUUUUGCGGAAGGAAAAGUCAGUGACGGAUUACAUGGGAAAGAGUCAAAGGACACCAUGGGUAAUGAACAAACUAGCCUCAAAUUAAAAUAUCUGAACAGAGGGCAUGGUAUCACAAAGAUACUUGUAAACGCACAGCUGAGAGAGAAAUUUUGGUAUUAAUGUUAAGUUUGGGGAUAAGAAUUUUGUUACUGAUGUUAUACCUUAUGAUGAUGCUACUUUUCAAUUAAUACCUGUAAACAGGUUUAAAGCUUAUCACAGCAGAGAAACUGUAAAA
Messenger RNA from Chelonia mydas (Green sea turtle), 3614 nucleotides. It is a transcript of the gene C1H3orf38, whose product is annotated as chromosome 1 C3orf38 homolog. Bases 137 to 1087 code for a protein of 316 amino acids. The record is from RefSeq and is a predicted model, not a curated record. Lineage: Eukaryota; Metazoa; Chordata; Testudines; Cheloniidae. The transcript is spliced from 3 exons.